CCCAAGGUCCCGUAUAUCCACAAAUAGUUCCAGUUUUGAAAAUUUCAUCCUAGUAAAAGUUGUAGAUCUUGAAAAGUUAUGCGAAAUGAAAAAAAAUCGCUACGAUCGGAUACCCGAGUGAAAAGUUACGUUCGUUUGAAGUUUCGGCCGAAGUUAGGAGUUGAUCGGAAAAAAAAAAAAUGGACCAAACCGCUGGGUGGGGUGGCGGUUUUGGGUCAAACCGCCACCCCACCCAGCGGUUUGGUAAAUUUUUUUUUUUUAAUAACCGCUCCCUAGGCCCGCGGUUUGCAUAGAAAACCGCGCCUCCAACAAACGGUUUUCGUGUAAACCGCAGAGUGGGGUGGCGGUUUUUGAAAAAGGGUGGUAUUUUUGAAUUUUUUUUUUUAAACAGUGAUACUUUUGGAAUUUUUACCAUUACUGGCGCGAACUAUCAAUAACUUCUAGCAACUAGGAAGUUCGUUAACGUAUUACAACCAAACCCACAAGCCAAACAAACGUCAACAAACACCUCGAUUUCUUUUGUUCUUGCCAGUUCCAGUUUUAUCCAUAACUUGCAGGAAGAAGGCGAUUCUCAUGUGUUCCGUAUCCAUGGAGCUCGUUUGGUUCAGCCCUCAAACCCUCUUCCCCCUUGCUGUAAAACAUCAACUUCCCUAGCACAAAGAUCCAACCUUUCUUCUUCAAAGUCCACCAUAUUGAACGCUUCAUCAGCUUGCAGCUUUCGCUUAGUUUCAAAACUCCUGUCAUUUUCCCUGCCAACAGCUGUUAAGGAAAAUGAUAUUUUUAGCCGUAGUCUUAAUUCAGAAUAUUUUUGUUUUUCAGAGACCUGAUCUUUAGCCUAGGAGAAACUGUGAAAUCUUUAAUAGAAGCCUGAUUUCUAUAUUUUUCAAGUAAAAACUGAAUUCCAUUUUCCCCCCAUUUUCUUCUGCAAAAAUGUUUCAUGAUGUCCACCUGGAGAGGAAGCUGGCAUUAAAUCUGCCUGCCACGCUCGAAGUUGAAGGCCGCUGUCUGUCUUGAAUCGAUCGACUAAGAUCAAAGCGCUUAGUCGGUUGAAAAAGCGCGAAUCUGCUGGUGAUUGCAGAGGAGCAAAGUGAGAUCAGGGGAGAUGCUGUAAAGGCCGAAUGGGGACAUCAGAUAAGAAACUAACUAUGUGUUCCAACUUCCAUAAGCUUGUGGAAAAUGUAACGCACAACGCGUUCGAGACAUCCGAUAUCGCUUCUGCGAUGGAUGGAUGGUGAAUUGCACUCCUUCAUUAGAGCAUAACUCAAGCACAGUACUGUCCAUUGUCUAGCUCAUGAGCACAUUCUUCUCUUACAUUUAGCCGCUCGGAACCAACAUUCGACCGCCAGAAAGAAAAAAUGCACAUCUGUAUUUGUAUAUUCUCCUUCUGUUCAAAAUUUUCCAUUCUACACUUUCUUACAGUCAAACCAAUCUAAUUAUGAGCAAGGGAAAAUUUCCCCUAAACUUAGAAAUUGUUCUGUCUAAAAAGACUGUUUCAACUCGAUCGAUCCGCGCGCGCGAUUCGUGCUUAAAAAGAGAGGUGGAAAUGGUACAUCAAAUGCCUACAUAUAACCAAAACCUUUGAGAAAAAACAAAAACCAGAUCAAAAGCUAUGGCUUCUACAAUUCCUAGCUUCCUCAUGAAACCAAUAGUGUUUCUGCCCGUAUUGAUCAUCCUGCUUGUGCUGCUGCAACCCUCCAAGGCGGGUCUCAGCUUCUGGCCUUACCAUCACGUCCACAUCGUGAACGAGCUGAGCGACCCCAAGGCAGUGCUGCUGGUGCACUGCAAGUCCAAGGACGACGAUCUCGGGGUACACUACGUGACCGUGGACAACGAGUACACGUGGCGAUUCAAGCCCGACGUGAUCAAGGAGACGAUGUUCUGGUGCUACCUGGCGUACAACAAUCGCCAUGUCGCCUUCGAGGCGUACAACAAGGCCGAUCCUCAGAGGGAGUUCGAGUUCCACUCGUUCUGGAACGUUACGGACGAGGCAGUCUACCAGGAAAGUCGUAACGAAGACGGUGUAACAUGGGAGAACAUGCUGCCUCACUACUGGCAGCCGGGGAGCCGCUGAAUCGGAAUCCCCUGGCGCCAUGGAUUUUCAGUCUAGACAUAUAUGUAGAUGGACAGCUUUUGGGACUAUGUGUCUUUUGAAGUUGGAAGGGAGGGCUACUCCUUCUGGGGACAUAAACGGUAUUGGCUUAUUGGGGUGUUUAUGGGACACCCUUAAAAAUUACUAAUCCAUUUUAUACUUGUUUUGAUUUGCAUUCAACCAACAAUUUUGUGAUUGUUUUUUCUUCCUAUUUAUACCCAUCAUUGAGUAUAUUUAUAGUUACUUAACAAAAAGCUAUGUAUUUUUAGUUGUAACUUUUUUUUUUGCAUCUAAUAGAAAGUUAAAAAAAGCAUUAUUCAGUAAGGAUGGCAAUCCAAUUCAUACACACAAAUAUGGGGGGUCGGUUCGUACCGGACCGUGCCAGGUCAAACCGUCAUUUGGACGGACCGUUUGAGUUUAAUUGCCGAAGAAAACAUGGACCGAAUUGAUAUUUGGAUCCGACCGAACCGGAUCAAAUGGACCGAAUGCAGUGAUGGCCCCGUCCUUGAUCCUAAGAUAUCUUUCACUAAUGAACCGUGGUUCUUACUGUUUAGCAGUAACUCUUACUGUUUUGUGGUCCCGUCAACUCAAUAUGGUUGCCCAUCAUGUGGCACAAAAAGGCCCUCUCAUCGGGAGUUCGACUAUUGGUAGACUCUCGUACUUUUCUUUCUUCUUUCUUAUGACUUUCUUUUCAACACUGACUUUGCGAGAGAGAGAAAAAAAUGAACUGUGGUUCUCAUAACUUGACCAAACUGUUGCGCACCCCCUAUUUGUUGCUCGAUGCGAUUUAUAAUUAUUCAAUUUGCCCCAAAAUCGUGUAAAAGCUGGUAAUACAUGUACCACUUUCUUAUCUCCGCAUUCUCAUUUAUCCUAUCUUUCGUGAUAAUUUUAAUCUUUUAGUUCUGAAAUGUGUACUUUGUAGAUGAUAUUGAUUCCCCUGUAUGUUGUCAAAGUCUUCUGACAAAUUAAAUGUACCAUUUUUAGGAGUGAUUUUGAUAAUGUAAAUAAAUAACGGUUUUGACGAUACCCAUCUUAACCCGAACCAUUAUCAUCGUGUUCCCCAAUAUCAUGUGAGCUUAGAUCCCAUGCUCAAUCAUUUUUGUCGUUUUUUUUUUCUAUUCUCCCCACAAAAACUUGGAAUUAUAACAUAACCUAUGAUUAGGAAUGACAAUGGGCAGGUCCGGGGCGGGUAUCUCGAUACCCAUACCCGUCUCGUGGCAGUUCGGGUCCGGGUCUGGUAAUUUAUCAUGGGGCGCGGCUCGGGACAGGUCGACCCAUUGGGUAUAUAAUUUAUGCGAAAUAACAUUAGAAUUAUUCA
Messenger RNA from Linum trigynum, 3407 nucleotides. NCBI's taxonomy places the organism in Eukaryota, Viridiplantae, Streptophyta, Magnoliopsida, Malpighiales, Linaceae. The record is from the annotation of a GenBank genome assembly.